AUGAAGGAAAUUUCUGCUGUUGCAAAUCUGCUCGUGCCAGAGUCAAACUCGACACAAUCAGCCUUGCCAGGUUGCCACCACCUUGAAACUGAACCUCUAUGGCCAAUCCUAGAGAAAGUAGAUAGAGCUGUGCCCGAAUUUCAAGCUGUUAGGCCAGUGCUUCCCAACCAAGAAGCUGUUGCUAGUAAAAAUCUGUCGGCACCAGAACCGUACCCUAUAGCAGCAGCCACAGAAGAUAGCCCUGAACAUGAAGCUCAAGAUAUGGGACCAAUUUCAAAUGAAGGAAAUGCUGCUGUUGCAAAUUUGCUCAUGCCAGAGCCAAAUUCGGCACAAGCAGCCUUUGCAGGUCGCCACCACCUUGAAGCUGAACCUCUAGGGCCAAUCCUAGAGAAAGUAGAUAGAGUUGUAUAAAAAGGGCCCUUUCUCUCUUUCUUGGAACUAUCGCUCACCCAAGCUCACUCUCUCGUUCAUGUCUCUCUGC
Messenger RNA from Ilex paraguariensis (yerba mate), 481 nucleotides. Lineage: Eukaryota; Viridiplantae; Streptophyta; Magnoliopsida; Aquifoliales; Aquifoliaceae. The record is from the annotation of a GenBank genome assembly.